This is a messenger RNA of Kwoniella shivajii, 966 nucleotides long. RefSeq lists its product as uncharacterized. Bases 1 to 966 code for a protein of 321 amino acids. Lineage: Eukaryota; Fungi; Basidiomycota; Tremellomycetes; Tremellales; Cryptococcaceae. Gene Ontology annotation, molecular function: arylformamidase activity. The transcript has 6 exons. The record is from RefSeq and is a predicted model, not a curated record.
AUGACACCUCUACCCCCUUUCUCUUCUCUUCCGAUCGAUAAAUCCGGACCACCUUUCAAUGCUUGGGGACUGUACGAUGCAGAGGAUGAGAAAGGUCGAUUGAACUUGAUCACUCCUGAAAGUAUCAAGAAGGGAAAAGAUACCAUCACUGAAGGUAUAACCGUCAAUCUGAAUUUACCAUUAUCUUUCCCACCUGUACACGCUUCGAGGUUCCCUAUGAAACAUGAGAUUAAAUGCUCAGGACACUCAAAUGACGAUACACUAACGUUUAACACUCAAUCUUCAAGUCAAUGGGAUGGAUUCAGGCAUUAUCCCUACCAAAAUUGGCCAGAAGAAGGGAAGUUCACGUUCUACGGCGGAAUGAGUAUUGAAGAUGCCAGUAAUACCGAUAUCAAGAAAUAUGGUGUACAUAAUUACGUUUCUAAACCAAUAACAUCCCGAGCUCAUCUCCUUGAUAUCCCUUCCUAUCUUUCUAAACAUUCCCUGAAACCCCUCGACGCGUUUUCCAAUUCCUCAAAAAUCUCUCUGGAGACGCUGAAAGCUUGUGUAGAAGAAAGCGGAGUAGUAAUAGGACCUGGUGAUAUCCUACUGGUGAGAACGGGAUUCACAGAAGCCAUAAUGAGUAAAUCGAAUGAAGAAAAAGAUCAAUUGAAAAAGAGAAAAGAAAAUCAAAGUUGUGGUGUGGAUGCAAAUGAGGAAAUAUGGAAAUGGCAUUGGGAAAAUGGGAUAUCUGCCGUAGCAAGUGACUGCCCAUCGUACGAAGCGUGGCCUGCACCUCCAAAUCAACUAUCUUGUCAUCAAGUCUUCUUGGCAGGUUUCGGUCUUCCCAUAGGAGAAUUAUUCGAUUUACGUGAAUUAUCAAAAGCAUGUCAAAAACUGAAUAGAUGGACAUUCUUCUUUACUAGUAUGGGAUUGAAUGUUGAAGGUGGGAUAGCUACUCCUCCCAAUGCUCAAGCUAUACUAUAA